CAAAAGAUUUAUUUGAAAGAGAAAUCUUCCAUCUACUCAUUCAUUUCCCAAAUGGCUGCAACAACCUGGAUCUUCUUUAGGGACUCCAAGCUGGUGACAGGAGCUUAGAUCCUUGGGCCAUCUUUGCUUUUCUGAGGCCAUUGGCAAGGAGCUGGAAUGGAACAGCUAGGACAGGAGCCAGGAUUUGCAUGGAAUGCCGGCAAAGGCUUUACCUGGUAUGCCGCAGUGCUGGGCUCUUCCAGGUAUAUUUGUAACACAGAAUUGAUGAUGUAGAUGUUCAUCAGAUACACUUUGAGAAUGAAAGUAACUUUGGUUUUGCAUGUAAAUACUAAUAAACUCUGUGAAAAUAAAAGUAAAAUGAGGUCUUCAUACCAGUUGAGCAAUUCUAUGCCAGGCAGUGUAAUUUUUCUCAGUGUAAUCCUCAAAAUAUUCCUGUUAGUGAUAUCCAUUACAUGGUUGAGAAAACAGAUUUAAGCAGGUUGUCAUUUGCUAAGUUCCUAAGUGAUGGCACUGUGAUGUAACUCUAUAAUCUAGGAUAAUGUAAUUCAAUUAAAAUAGCCCUCAGUUUUUGCCUUGCAUAGCUGGAUAAAGUCUCUAAGCAGGAUUUGCGGUUCAGAGCGCUGUUUCCAAAAAAAUUAAAUAUUCUAUAUCUCAGGUAUUGUUGAGUUGUUUUCAUAGUAGAAUUUAAGACUCCUUUAGUAAGGUACAAUAAUCAGUUUGGAUUAUGUGAUAUUUAGCAUGAAAAUUUCAGUGUUCAAUCAUAAGCUUUUAUUUAAUAAACAAUAUGGUAAUUAUGCUUGUAGUCUUUAGUAGUAGGGUUUAAUGUUUCUACUGGUUUGUUUUCACGUGUGUUGUGUUCUUUUCAAUCUCAGCAAAUUGUACAGUGACAGUUACGCAUGGUUUUAAAAAUGCCUGAAAUUUAGUGGCUGCCUUCUCCCCAACUGCUAAGAAAUAACCCAUGUGAUGUCUGAGAGAAGCGCAUUUAAAAAGAGUGUUGCAAAUGGCUUCAGAAUCUGUGAAUGCAAAACAAGCGAGGAGUCACUUCACAAAGGGCAAAAGGCAGCAGCACCAGCAAACGAAGAACAGAUCCUCACUGAACGAUGGCGAGGGAGAAGACUCCUUUAUCUUUGAAGCGAAUGAAGCUUGGAAAGAUUUUCAUGGCUCGCUUCUUCGAUUUUAUGAAAAUGGAGAACUCUGUGAUGUCACACUAAAGGUUGGUUCAAAGCUCAUCUCUUGUCACAGACUGGUGUUGGCUUGUGUUAUUCCCUAUUUCAGAGCCAUGUUUCUCUCUGAAAUGGCUGAAGCCAAGCAGACGGUGAUUGAGAUCAGAGAUUUCGAUGGUGAUACAAUAGAAGACUUGGUAAAGUUUGUCUAUUCUUCCCGGCUCACUUUGACUGUUGACAAUGUCCAGCCUCUCUUAUAUGCAGCCUGCAUUCUGCAGGUUGAACUGGUGGCCAGGGCUUGUUGUGAGUACAUGAAGUUACAUUUUCAUCCGUCUAAUUGCCUAGCAGUCAGAGCCUUUGCAGAAAGUCAUAACCGCAUGGACUUAAUGGACAUGGCAGAUCAGUAUGCCUGUGAACACUUUCCUGAAGUUGUGGAGUGUGAGGACUUUGUAAGUGUGUCACCCCAGCACCUUCAAAAGCUUUUGUCCUCUAGUGACCUGAAUAUUGAGAAUGAAAAGCAGGUUUACAGUGCUGCCAUCAAGUGGCUUCUUGCCAAUCCUCAGCAUCAUUCCAAAUGGUUGGAUGAAACGCUUGCACAGGUUCGUCUGCCAUUAUUGCCAGUUGACUUUCUUAUGGGUGUUGUGGCAAAAGAACAGAUUGUCAAGCAAAAUCUAAAAUGUAGAGAUUUAUUGGAUGAAGCAAGAAAUUACCACCUUCAUUUGAGUAGCAGAGCAGUGCCUGACUUUGAAUACUCCAUUCGGACCACCCCAAGGAAGCAUACUGCCGGUGUGCUGUUUUGUGUAGGAGGUCGAGGUGGAUCUGGUGACCCCUUUCGUAGUAUUGAGUGCUACUCUAUCCACAAAAACAGCUGGUUCUUUGGUCCAGAAAUGAAUAGCCGAAGACGACAUGUUGGUGUAAUCUCUGUGGCAGGUAAAGUGUAUGCAGUAGGCGGACAUGAUGGAAAUGAACAUUUAGGUAGCAUGGAGAUGUUUGAUCCUCUCACUAAUAAAUGGAUGAUGAAGGCAUCAAUGAACACAAAGAGGCGAGGAAUUGCCUUGGCCUCCUUGGGAGGCCCAAUUUAUGCAAUUGGAGGGUUGGAUGAUAACACCUGCUUCAGCGAUGUGGAGAGAUAUGACAUAGAAUCGGAUCAGUGGAGUGCAGUGGCCCCAAUGAACACACCUCGUGGAGGAGUUGGCUCUGUGGCUCUAGUGAACCAUGUUUAUGCAGUAGGUGGCAAUGACGGAGUGGCUUCUUUAUCUAGUGUAGAGAGGUAUGACCCACAUCUCGACAAGUGGAUAGAAGUUAAAGAAAUGGGUCAGCGAAGAGCAGGCAAUGGAGUUAGUGAACUUCAUGGUUGCUUAUAUGUUGUUGGUGGUUUUGAUGAUAAUUCUCCUCUGAGUUCGGUUGAGCGGUAUGACCCUCGAAGCAACAAGUGGGACUACGUUGCUGCACUUACCACCCCCAGAGGCGGAGUGGGCAUCGCCACGGUGAUGGGCAAAAUCUUUGCCGUGGGUGGUCAUAACGGCAAUGCAUAUUUAAAUACAGUCGAAGCAUAUGAUCCAGUGCUGAAUAGGUGGGAGCUGGUGGGCUCCGUGGCACACUGCAGAGCUGGAGCAGGCGUCGCUGUGUGUGCGUGCUUAACCAGCCAGAUCCGAGACGUGGGCCAUGGCUCCAGCAACGUGGUUGACUGUAUGUAACUUGAGUCCCGGCAUCAGCAAUUUAAUCAUAUCUGCUGGUCAUGAAAAACGAGCAACAGUUUUGAUUUUUCCACCUUUGAGGUUUUAACUACAACUAUACAACUAGAGUCUUACUUAAAUGUUAACUGUCAUAUUAAGACAAGUCAGCUUUUAGAAUGAGAGCUAAAGAAUUAUUAGUAAUGAAUAUUUUCUGCUGUAGCAAACAAGGGAAGGAAAACAGUGUAACUCAGAACAAGACCUACUCUAAAAAAUGUGUCACGUAGUACCAAACAUCUGAGGUUUCUUUUAAUUUGAAUGAUUCAUGUUGUGAUUUUUUGAGUUUAAAUUUUCUUCCUUUUGUUAACCUGAGGUGUUAACCUCGGGCAGAGGAUUUUCUCUGGAUGCCGAUCGGAAGUUGUUCACCAGCACAGGAACACAUAAGGAACCGCUCCCAUCUCUCCUUGGUGCUGAGGAAUUCUGCCUUUUCCCCCCUAGGUGUUGAAUUUUCAAUUUCUCUGGUGUUUACAGAAAUAGGAAAAUGUUGUGUCUUUCUAGUGCCACUUGACUGCAGAGGAAGACUGUCCGAGCUGCUGUGUUGCAGUUUGAAUUGCUCAGAUACCCGGAGACCUAGCUCUGCUCAUUCCCUCCACCUGAGUCUGUGGUUUUGUUUUCUCAUUUUCUGCUAAGAGGAUUUGUUUCCUGAUCAGCACAGCAUGAGCUAGAGGAAAUGUUGGAGAAGGCUCUGAAGCCGAGGUCCUGUGAGGCCCAGCAGAAGGAGUGAGCCAACUGCCUGACUGCCUAGUGGGGGACUCCCAGAGGACCGCUCUGGAAGCUCAUCUGGUCAAGUGAUUUUGAGCCCAGAAUUUGUUAUCUUUCUCUUACAUGCUUGCCACAAUCCCUGGUGUUUCUCACUGUACAGAAACUGGAUUUAUUUAUCAGAAAAUAAUGCAUUUUUAGAAAACCUCUUUAUAGACUGCAGUUCAUUCAAGUCCAUGUUAAUUAAUAAAACAUAUCACUGGAGAAAA
Messenger RNA from Ochotona curzoniae (black-lipped pika), 3864 nucleotides. Its product is annotated as kelch-like protein 8. NCBI's taxonomy places the organism in Eukaryota, Metazoa, Chordata, Mammalia, Lagomorpha, Ochotonidae. The record is from RefSeq and is a predicted model, not a curated record. Gene Ontology annotation, molecular function: protein binding. Bases 1001 to 2860 code for a protein of 619 amino acids. The transcript is spliced from 9 exons.